Molecule: messenger RNA, 2518 nt
Organism: Seminavis robusta
Lineage: Eukaryota; Bacillariophyta; Bacillariophyceae; Naviculales; Naviculaceae
Source: the annotation of a GenBank genome assembly
AGACUCCAACGCGUCCGGUGCAUGUGUCGGUGUGGGUGUGGCGGUACUGGUACAUGUAUCGGUACGGACCAAACCGCCCUGGCUGACUUCUCACUUUUUGUGGAUAUUAUUUCAUCAGCACACACUUCCCAACCACCCGAGAGACCACCUGGAUUCUAUUCUUUCUUUGGCUCAGUCUGGCACCAUGAUGUCCUUCUUGUUCCAUUCCGUGCUCUUAUUGCAGAUGUUUGGUGCAGUGUUGGUUUCUGCCGCCAGCGCAACAAACAAAGGCUUCAGCACCUCAUCCUCAUCUUCUUCGUCUCGCGUCGAUGACACGGAUGCGACUUCUUGCGGCGCCUCUUGUUGCAUCAAUGGCCGCGUGUGUACGAAAGAGGAAGAGCAAUCGAUUUGGAUUGUUGUUGUCAUCGCCGUGGUCGUGAUUGUUGGUUGUUGUGUGGGAUGCUGUGCCUUUGUCGCGUGCAAGAAGAACAAGAAGAACGCGCAAGCCGCGAAAACUGAACCUCCGGCUCCAGUGGUGGCUGUCAACAACGAUGAUAGCAACACAAUGGAGGGAUCUGAGCCGAAUCAAACACCUGCUGGGAAUGGUCUGCCAGAAAGAACUCCCCAGGAGAUGGAGGAAUGUGAAGGAACUGUGUUAGACUGCUAGCUGGCUAGCUGGUUGGGUAGCUGGUUGGGGAAAGUAAGGAAGCAUGAGAAAUGAGAAGAGAAAAGCUCUCCCGAGCCGAGCCUCACUGAAUCUUUAGUGGUGUGAAUCUACUGUAGCUACCUGUUGUAGCACAUGUUAACUAAUAAUCAGAUUAAUGUGAGUUUCAAACCAGUGUCCAUAAUAUAGAAAGUACGAAUUUUCUGACGAACGAUUCAGCCUAGUUGUCACCGCUCCAGCAACGAUGAGCCCCACGCCAAAAAUGACCAAGACGGCCUUCUUAUCAUCCAACUGUGGAUCGGGCUGACGGACAAGGACAGUGGGAUUUCGGUAGCCUUCCCGAUUGUUGAUUGUGACGUCCAUCAGCUUUCUUCUGGGGGUGUAAUGAUUCACUCGAAUGGAUUCGAUCAUUCGAUUCAUUUCGCAGUUGUUGCGUGCCUUUUCCAUUCACCCAUAAGUGUACGGUUCUUCCUCGCUCACUUUCCAGACAGCCAGCACCGGUGGCAUCCACACCCAGGGCAUCGGCCCACUUCGAAGUUUUUGAAAUGACCACGACUGGCAGCUACUUCGCAAGUACAGGGUGCGUGCAGAUGAAGGUCAGCCUUUGCCCUCGCCCACUGCAACAAUCUGGUAGCUCGCUCUACCAUUGAGUCUCUUCCCUGGGCACCUUGGCUUGCCCUCUCCUACCAGUAGCUACCCCAAUAUGGGUACAAGCAACCUCCCAGGUUGUUCUCUCUUAAGCCCUCAGUUGGUUACUUAGGCAGACCCCCGACCUCGGAUCGCCUUAGUACAUGUAGUUACAGUCAGUACCGGUAGCUGCUGGUUUGUUUUUUAUGAAGACGAGCAGGGUUCCAAGACGUGGUAUGCAUUUCCAAUCGGUACCAGUACUAUACCUGACGACCUGACUCCCAUGGUUUAAUUUCGUUCUCACUUUUUGUGGAUGUAAUCAUCAAACGCACACUUCUCAUCCACCCGAGAGGCCAACUAGACCCCACCCCAUUCUUCCUUUUGCUCAGUCUGGCACCAUGAUGUCCUUAUUGUUCCGUUCCCUCCUCUUCUUGCAGGUGCUUGGUGCCGCAUUGGUUCCUGCUGCGGGCGCAAAAAGCAAAGGCUUUCGCAAAUGGUCCUCAUCAUCUUCCUCAUCAUCUUCUGCUUCAAGUUUGGAAGUGGAAGAGAUUGUUGUUGUCAUCAUCGUGCUUGUGAUUCUUGUUUUUUGUGUGGCAUACUGUCAAGCUGACCCAGAAGAAGAAGUAAGCCGCGAAAACUGUACCUCCAGUGGUGGCCGUAAAUGAUGAUAGCAAGACAAUGGAAGGAUCCGAGCCGAAUCAAAUGCCUGUUAGGAAUGGUCUGCCAGCAAGAACCCCUCAGGCGAUGGAGGAAGACGAAGGAACCGUGAUAGACUGCUAGCUAUAGUGCUAGCUAGCGAAAGUAAGCAUGAGAAGUGAGAGGAGGACAGCUUGUCCGGCCACCUGUUGUUGUAGCACGUGAUAACUAAUAAGAUAAAUGUGAGUUUCAAACCUACAGUGUCUCUCUCUUCUGUUGCGGGUUCUGUCCUGAAUCUUCUGACGGACGAUUUCAGCCUUGUUGUUACGGCUCCGACAGCAGCAACAUAUACGGUAUACAAUCCCAUGCCAAGAAAGGGAAAUAUAAUAUAUUUGUGGUACAAGAUGCCCUUCCGACCAUCCAACUGUGGAUGGGGCUGACGACGGUCUUGGGAUUUCGGUAUGGUAGCCUUUCCGAUUGUUGAUUGUGUUGUCUAUCUCGUUUCUUCUGGGGGCGGAACAAUUGACUCGAAUGGAUUCGAGGAUUCCUGUUCUUGCUGGCUAGCAGACCUGAUUUCCUUCCUGCUCCACUCAUCCUGAAGCAAGAUUGCCC